This is a messenger RNA of Aspergillus fischeri NRRL 181, 675 nucleotides long. RefSeq lists its product as uncharacterized. The record is from RefSeq and is a predicted model, not a curated record. NCBI's taxonomy places the organism in Eukaryota, Fungi, Ascomycota, Eurotiomycetes, Eurotiales, Aspergillaceae. The coding region runs from base 1 to 675 and encodes 224 amino acids. The transcript is spliced from 2 exons.
AUGGGCUUGAUUACUCGGGGCUGGCUUAUUUUGGCUCUCUGUCUAGGCUUUGCUUACAGUCAGGCCCCUAUUACGCCAGGGGUCACGGAAGUAGACUUGAUCUUUCCGCGCAAUGAGAGCUAUUCCCCCUCGCCAGUCACUCCGAUCAUUUUCGCCAUCCAAAACCCGAGCCUCCUGUCAAGCCUCAACCCAGAGAUUACUUAUUAUAUUGAGCAGCAAAAUGUCAACACCAAUGUAAGCGUCUCUAGCUCUGGCUCUAUCCGACUCUCGAGGAUCAAUUAUACGACAAGUGACCCUUACUACCUCUAUUGGAGCACCGGCAAUUUGGACAUUGAGGGGACCUUCGUUGGCGCUUCCUCGCUGGACUUUGUCGCCGCAACCGAGGAUGAUGCCUGCGACAAAUCCCAAGCCCAGGCCGUACAAGUCCCGGAUCUUUUGGAGGUGCCGCCUACACGAACCUGGGGCGCACCUUCCUGUGCAGCAACUGUGGGUCCGUCGCCGACUCCCAAUCCUUGCAAGGUCAAGAUCGAUUCCACAGCUGCCGCAAGUAUUUCCGCGGCCUUGGCCUCCAGUGCUUGUGCCAACCCGGUCCGCACGGGGCUGAGCUGCCCAACCCCACCCUCUAAGAGUGCGGCCUCUUGGCGCAAUCACCCAUCGGAGGGCCCUGGCUAUUAG